This is a messenger RNA of Medicago truncatula (barrel medic), 1121 nucleotides long. RefSeq names its product axial regulator YABBY 1. The coding region runs from base 260 to 910 and encodes 216 amino acids. The record is from RefSeq and is a predicted model, not a curated record. Lineage: Eukaryota; Viridiplantae; Streptophyta; Magnoliopsida; Fabales; Fabaceae. The transcript is spliced from 7 exons. Gene Ontology annotation, cellular component: nucleus. Gene Ontology annotation, biological process: fruit development; multicellular organism development; polarity specification of adaxial/abaxial axis.
AGAAAAGGGUUCCGUGGCAAUAUGGUUCCCUAUGUUUAUUAGUAUUUAUUAAUUAAGAAGACAAGAAAUAGAAUAGAACACAAGCUCUUUAUAUAUAUCACUCUCAAUCUUUCUAUUCUAUCUAAUGAACUGUCUCUCUGCACCUUUCUUUCACAACACAUAAUCAAAAAAAGCAUAUCCAAGGUGUGGUGGUUAACUUGUCCAUCUAUCUAUCAAUCAAUCAGUCAAUCAAGAGACCAAUCAUCAAACCGAAUAUAUAAUGUCGUCCUCUUCAACCACAACAUUAUCCUUGGACCACCUCCCUCCUUCCGAGCAACUUUGUUAUGUCCACUGCACCAUCUGUGACACCAUCCUUGCUGUGAGUGUUCCUUGCACAAGCUUGUUCAAGACCGUGACUGUGAGAUGCGGUCAUUGCACUAAUCUGCUUCCAGUCAACAUGCGUGCAUUACUUCUGCCAUCCCCUAAUCAGUUUCAUUUGGGACACUCUUUCUUCUCCCCAACUCAUCAUAACCUUCUGGAGGAGAUGCCAAACCCAGCUCCAAAUUUUAUGAUGAACCAUAUAAAUGCACCAAAUGAUUUCUCUAUGCCUCCUACUAGGACUGUAGCUGAUGAGCUUCCACGCCCACCAAUCAUAAACAGACAGAAAAGACAGAGAGUUCCCUCAGCAUACAACCGAUUCAUCAAGGACGAGAUCCAACGCAUUAAGUCUGUCAAUCCUGAUAUAACCCACAGGGAAGCCUUCAGCGCAGCUGCCAAGAAUUGGGCCCACUUCCCACACAUUCACUUUGGUCUCAUGCCUGAUCAGACUAUGAAGAAGACAAAUGUGUGCCAGCAGGAAGGAGAUGAUCAGAUUCUGAUGAAAGAUGGGGGAUUUUAUGCUUCAGCAAAUCUUGGUGUUUCGCCCUACUAAUGCAUCAAUCUCUAUAUGGCUUAAUAAUAUAAUGUUAUGUUGAUAAUCAAGGACUACUACAUUAUCACUAGGUAGCUCUUUUGGGUUUUUGCAUAUGCAUGUAAUUCGCUUUUUCUUAAUUUAUGAACUUUCAUGUCCUUUAAUUUCCUUAGUACUACCGUAGCUGGUUACUUAUCUAAUCAAUAAUUAUAGCCUUGCUUUCUAGUUACAA